AGCAAGCCAGAGGUGCCAGGGCCUGCUCAUUCGGUUCCAGCCACAGCCACCAUGCCCAGGAUGACCUGGGAGCUGCACGUGCUGCUUCUGUUGGGGCUGGGACUGGGGUCCCAGGAAGCCCUACCACCCCCCUGUGAGAGCCAGAUUUACUGCCAUGGGGAGCUCUUGCACCAAAUUCAGAUGGCUAAGCUCUACCAAGACGACAAGCAGUUUGUGGAUAUGUCACUGGCCACAUCUCCAGAUGAAGUCCUGCAGAGUUUCAGCAAGCUGGCCCUGACACACAAUAGCAGCAUCCCCAGGGGACAGCUUCAGGAGUUUGUUCAGAGGCACUUCCAGCCUGUGGGGCAGGAGCUGGAGCCCUGGGUCCCCGAGGACUGGAAAGACAGCCCUCAGUUCCUGCAGAAGAUCUCAGAUGCCAAGCUGCGUGCCUGGGCGGAGCAACUGCACCAGAUCUGGAAAAAGCUGGGGAAGAAGAUGAAACUGGAGGUUCUCAGCCACCCUGAGAGGUUCUCCCUGAUCUACUCAAAACACCCUUUCAUCGUGCCCGGAGGGCGUUUUGUCGAGUUCUACUACUGGGACUCCUACUGGGUGAUGGAAGGUUUGCUUCUCUCUGAGAUGGUCUCAACAGUGAAGGGCAUGCUACAGAACUUUCUGGAUCUGGUGGAGACCUAUGGUCACAUCCCUAAUGGUGGACGCGUGUAUUACCUGCAACGGAGCCAACCCCCACUCCUGACUCUCAUGAUGGAUUUAUAUGUAACUCACACCAAGGAUGUCAGCUUCCUACAGCAGAACAUUGAAACUCUAGCCUCCGAAUUGGACUUCUGGACUGUGAACAGAACUAUCACUGUGAACUCAGGAGGACGAAGCUAUAACUUGAACCGUUACUAUGUCCCUUAUGGGGGACCCAGGCCAGAGUCCUACAGCAAGGAUGCAGACUUGGCAAACACUGUGCCAGAAGGGGACCGAGAGGCUCUGUGGACUGAGCUCAAGGCUGGGGCUGAGUCUGGUUGGGACUUCUCGUCACGCUGGCUUGUCGGAGGCCCAAAGCCUGAUUUGCUUAGCAGCAUCCGAACCAGCAAAAUGGUGCCUGUUGACCUGAACGCUUUCCUGUGCCAAGCAGAAGGGUUGAUGAGUAACUUCUACUCUAGAUUAGGGAAUGACACCGAAGCCACAAAGUACAGAAACUUGAGGUCCCAGCGCUUGGCUGCCAUGGAGGCCGUCCUGUGGGACGAGCAGAAGGGAGCCUGGUUCGACUAUGACUUGGAAAAAGGGAGGAAGAACCUGGAGUUUUAUCCCUCCAACCUCGCCCCGCUCUGGGCUGGCUGCUUCUCAGACCCCAGCAUCAUUGACAAGGCUCUGAAAUACUUGGAGGACAACCACAUCUUGACCUACCAGUAUGGGAUCCCAACCUCUCUUCGAAACACAGGCCAGCAAUGGGACUUGCCCAAUGCCUGGGCCCCCCUGCAGGACCUGGUCAUCAGAGGUUUGGCCAAGUCAGCUUCCCCUCGGACUCAGGAGGUGGCUUUCCAGCUGGCCCAGAAUUGGAUCAGAACCAACUUCAAAGUCUACUCCCAAACGUCAGCAAUGUUUGAGAAGUAUGACAUCAGCAACGGUGGACAUCCAGGUGGAGGAGGGGAGUAUGAAGUUCAGGAAGGAUUUGGUUGGACCAACGGACUGGCCCUGAUGCUUCUGGAUCGCUAUGGUGACCAGCUGACUUCAGGGUCCCAGUUAGCUUCCCCAGGACUCCACUGCCUAGUGGCUGUGCUUCUUAUCAGCCUUCUGCUACAGUGAC
Messenger RNA from Phodopus roborovskii (desert hamster), 1792 nucleotides. RefSeq names its product trehalase (gene Treh). The record is from RefSeq and is a predicted model, not a curated record. The transcript is spliced from 15 exons. Gene Ontology annotation, molecular function: alpha,alpha-trehalase activity. The coding region runs from base 52 to 1791 and encodes 579 amino acids. Gene Ontology annotation, biological process: trehalose catabolic process. NCBI's taxonomy places the organism in Eukaryota, Metazoa, Chordata, Mammalia, Rodentia, Cricetidae.